CGUUGAUGCUCCACACUUUUCUACUUUUUUCCGUAUUCCGCAAUUGUCCGUAUGUAAUACAGUACAGUACAAAAUCAUCCAUCUUUCAUAUUUCGACGGAUGAGUCAGCUCCCUCCCAUCUCAGACAGUACCCACAGUUCUCUGAUCGGAAAUGGAGAAAGGAAGCAGGGCCAUUUUCGCCGCCUUUGCACUGCUUCUGUGUACGAUUUCAUGGAGUGUCGCCGCCGCGGCAAGGCCAAAACAGCAGCAGCCACUUCACCCAUUCCGCCGCCAAAUGAUUGAGCAAAGGGGAAAGGGGAACGCCAUUGUUAACCCCGAUAUCUAUGAUACUUCCAACUACGGCAUUCUUCAGCUCGACAAUGGCUUAGCUCAAACUCCUCAGAUGGGAUGGAACAGCUGGAAUUUAUUUGCCUGUAAAAUUAACGAGACCAUCGUCAGAGAAACUGCUGAUGCACUCAUCUCAACUGGUUUGGCGAAGUUGGGUUAUACGUAUGUAAACAUCGAUGAUUGCUGGUCCACUACAUUAAGGAAUUCAAAGGGUGAAUUAGUAGCUGAUCCAAAUUCUUUUCCAUCCGGGAUAAAAGCUCUUGCGGAUUAUGUGCAUGAAAAAGGACUCAGACUGGGUAUCUACUCUGAUGCCGGGGUUUUUACGUGUCAAGUUCGAGCUGGAUCACUAUAUCAUGAAAAUGAUGAUGCAGCACUUUGGGCAUCUUGGGGUGUUGAUUACUUGAAAUAUGACAACUGCUUCAAUCUGGGUAUUGAACCACAGAAAAGAUAUCCAGUAAUGCGUGAUGCCCUAAAUGCCAGUGGGCACAGUGUGUUCUAUGCACUUUGUGAGUGGGGCGUGGAUGAUCCUGCAUUAUGGGGUCGUGCUGUUGGAAAUAGUUGGCGUACUACAGAUGACAUCAAUGAUACUUGGGCAAGCAUGACAACAAUUGCUGAUAUCAACAAUAAGUGGGCUGCAUACGCCGGACCUGGUGGAUGGAAUGACCCUGAUAUGCUUGAGGUUGGCAAUGGGGGUAUGAACUACGACGAGUACCGAGCACAUUUUAGCAUUUGGGCAUUAAUGAAGGCCCCACUUAUUAUUGGUUGUGAUAUUAGGAAUAUGACUGCUGAAACGUUUGAAAUCCUCAGCAAUUCAGAAGUUAUUAGUGUAAACCAAGAUCCACUUGGAGUUCAAGGAAAGAAAGUUUCAGUUUCUGGAGCAGAUGGGUGCCAGGAGGUUUGGGCAGGGCCAUUGUCUGGAAAUCGUUUCGUGGUAGCACUUUGGAACCGAUGCUCAGAAGAGGCAACGAUUACUGCUCAGUGGGAUGCAAUUGGACUUCAAUCUACUGCCACCGUCUCCGUUAGAGAUUUAUGGAAGCACGAAGUGGUUUCAGAGAACACGGAGAGAUCAUUCAGUGCUCAGGUUAAGCCCCAUGGCUCUGAACUAUACAUUUUCACUCCCCAGGCAGCGGAGAAGAGCUCUUCUCUUCAUUGUGAUUCUUGUGUUAUGUAAGUAUUGUAUUUUCUGUGCUGGGUAGCCUAGUUUAAAUAAUGUAUGUCCAGAGUGCUGCCCUUAAAGCCAUGUAAUAAAAACCUGAAGACUUCUUUAGGUUGAACUGCCAAUUUGCCUCAUUUCAUGUGUGUGUUUAUUUAAUAAUAAGUUUCAGUAUACAUAAAUAGCUCCUUUUAG
Messenger RNA from Cuscuta epithymum, 1675 nucleotides. NCBI's taxonomy places the organism in Eukaryota, Viridiplantae, Streptophyta, Magnoliopsida, Solanales, Convolvulaceae. The record is from the annotation of a GenBank genome assembly.